UUUCGGCCUCGUACUCUCGCUCCCUCCCUCCUCUCCCCCCUCCUCAAAAUGGAACCCAAUGAAAACCAGCUCAGCUCCUACUUCCACCACCAGCAACAGCAGGCCACCACCUCCGCCGCCGCCCCCGCCACCUCCUCCCCGACCAAUGGCCUCUUGCCCAACACUGACGCCUCCCACAUGGUCUUCCCUCAUUCCGUGCCCUCCGCGGUCUCCUCUCAAUUAGAACCCCCCAAGAGGAAGAGGGGCAGGCCCAGGAAGUACGGCACCCCCGAGCAAGCUCUAGCCGCCAAGAAGGCUGCCACCUCGUCCUCUCACCCUUUCAACAGGGAUAAGAAGGGCCACGCUCUGGGCAGCCCCUCUGCUUCGUCUUCGUACACCGGCUCCUCCAAGAAAUCCCAGUUCUCUUCUCUGGGUCAAGGCUUCACGCCACACGUCAUUACUGUUGCUGCUGGUGAGGAUGUUGGGCAAAAAAUUAUGUUGUUCAUGCAACAAAGUAGGCGUGAAAUGUGCAUCUUGUCUGCAUCUGGUUCCAUCUCUAAUGCCUCUCUCCGUCAACCUGCAACCUCAGGAGGCAAUAUUGCAUAUGAGGGUCGAUUUGAGAUUAUUUCAUUAUCUGGUUCCUAUGUCCGUACUGAACUUGGAGGGCGUACUGGUGGUCUUAGUGUGUGCUUAUCAAGUACCGAUGGUCAAAUCAUAGGUGGAGGAGUUGGUGGACCCCUAAAAGCUGCUGGUCCAGUUCAGGUGAUUGUUGGUACAUUUUUUCUGGAUGCCAAGAAGGAUGCCGGAGCUAGUGCUGGUGUAAAAGGUGAUGCUUCUGGGAGCAAGGUGGCAUCAUUGGUUGGGGAGUCGGUAUCAAGUUUAGGUUACCAGCCGGGCGUUGAAUCUUCCAGCGGGAAUCCAAUUCGCAGAAAUGAUGAUGAUCAUCAUGCUGUUGGUGGGAGUCAUUUCAUGAUUCAACAACGUGGUGUGCAUGUGACGCCUUCCCAGCCCACAGAGUGGUGGGCUCGUCCUGAUUCCAGAAAUGCUGGCUUUGAACAAAUGACAGGAAAAACAGGCCAUGGGGGUCAUCAGUCUCCAGAGAACGGAGAUUAUUUAACAUGAUUGAUGAGAGAUGAUGGCUCUGGGGGUUUGGAAAGCACUCAUCUAUCCUCUGCUUUGGUACUUGUAUUAUAUCUUUACUUGCCACAAGUCUCAACCCAAAGUGAUGCUGUUUAUAGCAUGCGACGGCGCAUUCCAUUGAAGAAAGGGUCGUUGCUUUUGAAGAUUAUUACUCAUCUGCUCAUGCUGUAGCCUAAAGUCAGGGUUGUUUCCCUUCUUUUACUACCACAAUAAAUAAAGGUAGUAGCGACAUGCGUAUAUCAGAUUAGCUUCUGGGCUACAACUUGCUUCUAUUUUCGUUGUGCAUAGAAUGCCAUGCAGAGUUGUUUCCCCUUGACUUCUUGUUUCCCGUUUUUCUCUCCCUGAAAUCCUUCUAUUCCUUUUCC
Prosopis cineraria is the source of this 1484-nucleotide messenger RNA. RefSeq names its product AT-hook motif nuclear-localized protein 14. Bases 49 to 1101 code for a protein of 350 amino acids. Gene Ontology annotation, molecular function: minor groove of adenine-thymine-rich DNA binding. The transcript is spliced from 6 exons. Lineage: Eukaryota; Viridiplantae; Streptophyta; Magnoliopsida; Fabales; Fabaceae. The record is from RefSeq and is a predicted model, not a curated record.